Molecule: messenger RNA, 5475 nt
Organism: Carassius gibelio (silver crucian carp)
Lineage: Eukaryota; Metazoa; Chordata; Actinopteri; Cypriniformes; Cyprinidae
Product: apoptosis regulator Bcl-2-like
Exons: 2
Coding region: 251-934 (227 amino acids)
Biological process (GO): intrinsic apoptotic signaling pathway in response to DNA damage; negative regulation of intrinsic apoptotic signaling pathway; extrinsic apoptotic signaling pathway in absence of ligand
Cellular component (GO): mitochondrial outer membrane
Molecular function (GO): protein homodimerization activity; protein heterodimerization activity
Source: RefSeq, a predicted model, not a curated record
UGCUGACAGUUCUGGUUAUAAAGUAAAAAAAUACCGUAUUUAUGAGUCAUAACCAAUGCAUGUGAUACUAAAUAAUAUAAUUUUCCUCAAAAAUUGCGUUUUAAAAAGAGAACUCACGUCAACGUGAUGUGAAUUUGACAUUUUUUGGAGCUUUUCUCUGUGAGAGAACGUUUUCCUUUACGAUGUACAUCGAGUAACCGACUUAUUCCCGCUCUCGCCUGUUUUUUUUUUUUCUUCGUUUUUAAUAACGAUGGCCAACGAAAUUCGCUAUGACAAUCGGAAUAUUGUGGAGAAAUACCUCAAUCACAAACUUUUAAAGAAAGGAUAUGAGUGGAAAUUUCAAUCUUCCGGGGAGGACACCAUCAAUACGGGAGUGGAGGACUCCUCUCCAAACUCUGACCGGAGGCUCCAAGCUCCCUCAGCCGGAGGGGGGAACAAUUCUGAAUGCCUGAUGGCAAACCGGGUCACACGUUCAGACCCUUAUUCGAGGAUCUACCGGGCGAUACGCGAGGCUGGUGACCAGAUAGAAAGGAUGUACCAGCGUGAAUUUGAGGAGAUGUCCCACCAGAUGACAUUCAGUGCCAAUGCAGCACAACGCAGCUUCUUAGCUGUGGCUGAAGAGCUCUUCAGAGACGGAGUGAAUUGGGGGCGGAUCGUCGCUUUCUUUGAGUUUGGUGGGACCAUGUGUGUGGAGAGCUUGAACCGGGAGAUGGCGUCCCAGGUAGAUAAUAUUGCACACUGGAUGACAGACUACCUGAACGGGCCACUGGAAAACUGGAUCGAGGAAAAUGGAGGCUGGGAUGCCUUCGUGGAGUUGUACGGUCAGCAGAGAGACUCUAUGUUCCACCCAUUGUCGUACCUAACAAAAGUGCUUGGAUUGGCAGCACUAGGCUUGGCAGGAGUGACCAUCGGAGCCUUUUUCGCUCAGAAGUGACGGCUCUGCGGGUUUCUUCACCAAACUAUCUCACUUUCUCUGCCUGUUUCUCCUCUUCAGCUUAUCAAAGCAUCUUUCAGCGCGCACUGCCCCGCUAAGCCCAGCACCAGUGCCCUUCAAAGGCCACCGCUGAUCCGAAGCCCCUCCAGCCACGGGAGCUGUGGCACUCACGCUCUUUCACCCUCUCUGGAGUGAAGAAAUCGCAAAGAAAAAGAAUACAGAAUGAGGACUCACAGGAACGCUCUCACACUUUGACUAUGAUGCUCGUCAUGCCAUGUACAGUUGCACUCGCACGGAGAUUGACACACAAAACACGUGCACACACGAACACUUGCUCACAUACUUCAUACGUAUGCAAAAAUACAACAAAAAAAAAAGAACGUUUUAUCUUUGAAGUUUGUUUCUUUUGUACGAAACUAGUACAAAGAUAUUUUUAAACUUAAGAUUGUGCUUUUUGACAUUUUGAUAUCAGGUUUUUUGGCAUUUUGUAGCAUGAACAAAAAAACUUAAAAAAAAAAAAAAAAGAGAGAGAGGAAGGUAAGAAAGUUUGCCGGCGUGAAUGUUAAUAACUUCUCCACUAUCUGCAUGUGUGGGGAAAAGAGACUCUUUAAGCUACUUUUUUAUUGCAUGAUGGCAUUUUGAACUUGACCACCCACCCUUACUGUUUUGAUUCAGGAUGUUUUUUUGUUUUUUUUCUGUCUUUCACUCCAUUGGAUGGACCUCUUGAGAUCUCCCGUCAAACCAACAGAUGUUGAGCAUUCCUCAUUAAAAAGUUCCUCUUUGAUUUGCUAUGUGUCUUGGUGAGCAACCAAACCAAAGCAGCUAUCAUGAUGUAAUCGGGUCAUGGAGUUGUUUGACCCAAAUCGCCCCUCUUGAAUGUAAAGACAUUUGGAAAUUUGGCUUCUGAAAGGUUUCCCAUUGUAUAUUGUAAUUCAUUUGCUUUUUUCUUCUUUGUAUAUAUUUUUUCUAUUAUAUGUGCAAAAUGAGUUAAAAGAGCAAUUUUGAGGGUAUUGUGUAUGUAUAAUGUCCGUGUACAUUUAGUGUGAGUUUGUGUACAUCUGUAAAUAGAUUGUGUUGAGAGAGCUGAACUUUGCUGUGUUCUGGUGGAGAACACGGGCAGCCCGCCACUUCUGUCCAGCCCAGCCAGGUGUGUGUGUGCGUCUUCAGAUGAAACAGGCAGGUGGCAGCUGGGAACAGAAGUGUAUUCUGGCUGGUAUGAUAGGCAUGCAGGCCAGCAGGGCUUUGAAAAGACUUUGUACACAACGGACUAUGUAAUACACGGCCCAUGUGUAUCACUUUUCCCUCCUCGCCGCUCCCAAUGUUAUCUUUCUGGCAUGGUAAAUUACAGAUGCCUUGUGAGCUAUAGAUUUUUGGAUGCCCCCACAACCAAAGAAAUCCAAUCCGUCUGCUGUAACUUCCGCCCCAGAGAAAGUCUCAUCUAGUGCUAUCUCUCAACUUCCGUGUUAUGUUCCUCUGGGAGAGUAGAUUUCUCAUUCACAGGAAGAUACUGAGACACCAGCUUGUCCUAAUGUCUUUUUUCCUCCCUCGGAUGUUCAUUAAAGUCAUUGAUAUAGAUUUAGCACUCUGCAUCUCCAUGUCAGGGCAAAAGCCCACUGAGACCAAACAAAGAUUAUGACCAACAAUGUUCUGCGUUUAGUAAAAUUUGUUUCAAUAGUUUGUUAAUAUAUGAGCCAUAUGCUGGAAUCUUGAUAAAAUAAGAAUAAUUUAUAGCGAGUGCAAGGUUGUGCAAAAGGUGACAUUGGAAUUAAGUUUGUGAGUGUGAAUUGGAUUUGAAUUUUCUAAAUUGUCCCAGCAAGCAUUCCUUUUUCUUAUUAAAAGAUAUACUCAUAAGAAUUUCUUUGAAUUUCUGUUUAUUUGAAUUCUACUUUGUUCAUUUCAAAUUCCGGAAUGACAUUAAAAACAUGCUAAAUUCAAUUUUAAAUGGCGCACAACUGGUACAGUGUUUAGACUUCAGUCAAAGUGGACAGCAUAUUUAAUGUGGCAUGAAUAGAAAGGAGUCUGAAGGAUUGAAGUAAAUAAUUGGAUGUCGAAUUUACUUACUUAUCAUUUUUUGUCCACUUGGGCUAAACAGCCCUUAUUAUACAAGAGUACGACAUAAACAAACUGUACUUCUUUCCAUCACAGUCUCAUUGUCAUUCAAGUCAAAACUCUUAACUAAGAAACCAUAUCAGGAUCGACUUUAUCUAGUCUAUCUCGAGUGUGUAGCGGUACAGAUUAAACAUUCACUAUCUAAUAGUGUACUAUAUUGCUGCACCCUUUAUCGGGUGGUGCAGGACUGUAUUAGAAUAUGUUAAAGGGAGUUUUUAGGACUCACACUGUAAGAUCAUUUUACGUUAGCUGCUAAAGAUCUAGCAAUUUAAGACGAUAGGGUGUGAAGUUGAGCUUCGCCCUGUUGCUGCACCAUAUGAAGCUGCUCGUGGAUGAACCAGCGUAUAACUGCCACUGCUGGAGCGGAACUAGUCCAUCCACUCCUUAGGUCUCGCUUUCCCUCUGGUUAGGAGAAGCUGAGAAGUCUAUUACAAUCAGACUCUAGAUGCACCUACUUGAGUCUAAGAGGCCUUUUGUAUUCGAUUAAAUAGCAUCAAUCGCUUGAAAAAAGCGAUUUUCAGUUUCAGUUUGCGUCAAAUUGUUCUGCACCUUUAAAAAAGCAAUGCCUCUUCAACAAGUGUAAUAGAGCAGUGAUUGUUUGUCGGGGAAAUUGUUUUAUGUGGAAAAAGAGACUAAGAAGUCGGAUGUGUGUAUGACUCACAAGUUUCUUAUGUAGCGGUGUGUGUAUACAUAAAAAUAUUUCGCAUUGUAAAGUGCCAUUCAAACAGAAUGCAUUUUUGCGUUUAAAAACACAAGACACAGGAAAGUGGAAUGGAAAAACCACAAUGUAUAGAACUUUUUUUAGGAUGUCAUAUAAUGAACGAGACACGAACGCAACAAUCAAAUGCAUUUGUCUAGUGUUUGUCUAGGCUGCUCUAGUUUACAUAGAAGACAAUUAAAAAAAAUAAAAAUUAAUUAGUUUACUGCAAUGCAAAGAUGUGUUCUGUGUGAAUGGCCCUUAAAACUGUGUCUUAACCAUGAUAAAGCAAAAUCCCACUCCAUAUAACUGCACAUGAAAGCUGAAGUGUGUCAUUCGCUAGACUGAGUUGACUGUUUUUAAACAGGUUUCCCAAGCACUCUGCCUGGAAACAAAUCAAUAGCCCCGCCCCCAAACACACCCAUUGGCUGAACCAGUGUUGUUGGGCAGGUCAAGAUGUUCAAACAAACAGAUCAAUAUUUUGAAAACACCACAGAGCUGCUGUGUUUCACUUUUUAGAGAACUCAAAGUAUGAUUGUCUUCCUAAUAAUUGUUUAACAUUAAAGAGUCACACAUUUCAGCUUUAAAAAUGAAAAAGGGUCUGGCCGGAUCUGGCAUUACACAGAAUUUUCCUGAAUUAAAUGAUGCUGGAAAAGUCAUGUCAGGUUAGGACACGGUGUGAGAGAAGGCAGGGAAAAACAGUAGGUGAAACUUGGUUUAGCCCCAGUGUCAAUAUUAAAUUAAAUUUAAAGUAAUUAACUUUUUUUAAAUAUAAAUUAUCUAUUUACAGAAAAAUGAUCAGAAUUCUGAAUGUAAAAAUAGGAUCAGCUCUGAUCAGCUAAAGCACUCACUUUCAAAGUCAAAUGCAAAAAUGGAAAAACUCCCUCUGACAGUUCAUUCAUUUUCGUCAUACAGAUGGAAAGAGGAUGGGCCUUUGUUUCAGCUCACGUUCUGUCUAAUAAAUAUGGAAGUGAUAUUUAAACUGCAACAUGAGGGGUUUUCCCUUCCUCCAUCUGGAAUAGUGGUGUUCCAGUGAUCUGUUAAAAGUUCAAUUGCAGACACUGCCUCCAUGGUUGCACUGGUUUGCUGUUUAACCAAGUUAUUUACAUUUUGCACGUGUGCAUUCUUUCAUCUCCAGCGAUACAGCUUCAUUUUGCUCGAGUUUCUGUGCGAUUUUCAUAUUGUGUUCAAUAUAAAUGACUCAUUUUGGUGUCUAUUCUGAAAUAAACCCCCGUGCCCCAUCACUUCAAAUGGAAAAGAUUAUCAAAAUGUUUUUUUUUUUUUUCUUCUUCGGCAGCUACUAUACUAUAUGCAUUAUUACAAUACCACUUUCCUUUAAGAAAAAAAAAUCGAUUUUCUGCUCCGAUUUCUUUGCUUUCUUUCAUUUUAAUGACUUUGCUGCCAUACCUUCCCUCAUAUAUCAUAUAACCAUUAAAAUGUAGCAAAAUAUCCAGAGGAUUUUAAUAUAGAGACAGGAGUUUAUAUUUGAUUUCCAAAUUCUCAUUUUUCCACCAUUAUCCUUUUUGUCUUUUUAUGUUGUACAUUCUGUCUUGUAAGCCCUCAGCAUGUAGCAUUCAGAAGCAAUUGUUCAUGAUUUUUUCUUUCUCUUUUUAAUUUAUCCUCAUAGCACUUGUGUGUUUUAAAUGUGUCAAUAUAAUUUUUUUUGUACGUAUCCAUGUCAUAAGCUAACAGUUAUGUGUCCUAAUUAAAUAAACCUUGCCUUAUCAUCUGAGAA